AUGGGUUCGAAUCCACAACCACACCUUCAAGUUUCACUUUUAUCUAACAGGAGACAUGGAAGAAGACGCGACAACCCUAGGAGUUCUGGCGAAUCCAGCGACACUGAGAGCGCCGUUGGCGGUCGGGAACGCUCGCGUAUCGCGCAGAUCAGCGCAAGGAUGAGAUCUGUUCUGCCGAAAGCUAAAGACAAGGUGCAAGCGACUGAAACUCAGAUGGAAACUGAAGAGAAGGCCGAGGAGAAAAAAGGCAUAGUUUACGCUGAAUUAGCACUUGGAGACCAAACAUCUACGGAGAAGCCGCAACCACCUUCGACUGAGUACGCUGAGAUCGUCUACAACGAGCAGCCAAAAGAAAAUAAAGAAUAA
This is a messenger RNA of Arctia plantaginis, 366 nucleotides long. Lineage: Eukaryota; Metazoa; Arthropoda; Insecta; Lepidoptera; Erebidae. The record is from the annotation of a GenBank genome assembly.